AUGGGUAAUGUAGUACAGCGGCAGACACGUGGGUUUGUUCGUCGCUGUUCAUUCGAAGUUUGCGGAAACAUGGCGGGGAUGGAGCUGCUGUCUGACCAGGGUUACCGCCUGGAUGGAAGAAAAGCCACCGAGCUGCGGAAGGUUCAGGCCCGGAUGGGAGUCUUCGCUCAGGCGGACGGCUCCGCGUAUCUGGAGCAGGGAAACACGAAGGCUCUGGCUGUGGUGUACGGACCGCAUGAGAUUCGAGGUUCACGCAGCCGCGUUCGUCACGAUCGAGCCGUCAUCAACUGUCAGUACAGCAUGGCCACGUUCAGCACGGCGGACAGGAAGAGGAGACCACAUGGGGACCGCAAGUCGACGGAGAUGAGCCUCCACCUGAAGCAGACGUUUGAGGCUGCUGUGAUGACUCAGCUCUAUCCUCGCUCUCAAAUAGACAUCUACGUAAAGAUCCUGCAGUCAGAUGGAGGAAACUACAGCGUGUGUGUGAACGCUGCCACUCUGGCCGUGAUUGACGCCGGCAUCCCCAUGCGGGACUACGUGUGCGCCUGCACAGUCGGGUUUGUGGAUGAGACGCCCCUCGCUGACCUUUGCUAUGCAGAGGAAAGUGGCGGAGUGAGCUCUCUGGCCUUAGCGCUGCUCCCCCGGGGCGGACAGAUCGCUUUGCUGCAGAUGGACGCCAGGCUACACCAGGAUCACUUAGAGUCUCUUAUCGAAGCCGCCAUGACAGCCUGUAAAGGUGUGAGCAAGGUGCUGGAUCAGGUGGUGCGACAACAUCUCCAAGAAGUUUCUACACUCUCUAGAGAGUGAUGCAGUGAGGGGGGGGGCGAACUUCGAGACUGUUGUCUUUGUUGCAGACUGGAAAGUGUUAUUGGACUUAAUGGAGAGGAGUGACGGAAGAAUCUCUGAGUUUUUAUGUAUUCACGGAAAUUAUACUUUUGUACAGUUUGUGUGUGUUGCAGCUCACAUAAAUAUGUCAAUACUGCA
Molecule: messenger RNA, 984 nt
Organism: Plectropomus leopardus (leopard coralgrouper)
Lineage: Eukaryota; Metazoa; Chordata; Actinopteri; Perciformes; Serranidae
Gene: exosc4
Product: exosome component 4
Biological process (GO): rRNA catabolic process; poly(A)-dependent snoRNA 3'-end processing; nuclear mRNA surveillance
Cellular component (GO): nucleolus; nuclear exosome (RNase complex); cytoplasmic exosome (RNase complex)
Molecular function (GO): RNA binding
Source: RefSeq, a predicted model, not a curated record